AUGACCUCCACUGGAGCAAUUAUCAUAAACCGAGGUCUUUAUCAGUUCUCUGAAGCAUCAGGAGGAAUGUUGAUAGAAACACGGAGGUGUUUGUUCCUUGCCAUUAUCUUCACAAUCCUGUUGCUUAUAGAAAUAGCCAUGCAGUUGGAAUUAACUCCCUUGAUACCGGUUUUUAAAAGAUCUCUACAGGAAAAUUCAAGCCAUCAGAAUUUUCAUAUCAAAGGUCCUUCUGUAAAAGAUACCCCUUCUGUUAAUAUAACAACAGCAUGCAAGCCUCACAAGCCAGACAAAGUUGGGCAGGAACAAAUUCUUAAAUUUUAUGGACCCCCAGGACGGCUGAAGGAACAAAAGUGUAAAGAUAAACGUUACCCAGAUAUCUGUUCAUACCAGUUAACUAAGAUAAUGGAACAUAACGUGUCUUGUGAUGUGAAGGUGUGUGGGUCUUCAAAGAUUAAAAUGGCUUCAGUGAAUCCACAAAUGGGGAAAGCUGUUGAUGACUGGGAAACAAUACCGAAGGAAAAACUUACUUAUAAAGUACAGGAAGCAGUAAGAACUAACCUGGAAAAUGGAUUUAAUUUCUUUUUUCUUAAAUGUGGAAGGAUUUAUCAAGCCUUUAGUAUCCCUCCUGUCUUCCAGAAAAAUGAAGGUGAUGAAAACAGAAGUGCUAUCAAUAUAAAUAUUAUUGUGUUGGACUCUAUCUCAAGGCCACACUUCUAUCGAACCAUGCCAAAAUCUAUAGAGGCUUUGCGAAAGAUAAAGGAAGAUUCUACAAUCAAGGCGACCUCCUUGGACUUUGAACUUUUUCAGAGCAUUGGUCAACAGACUUUUGAAAACUUAAGGCCAUUCUUCAGUGGUGUUCUGAAAGAUGACAAUGAAGUGAGUGCAUCUGGAAAGAAUACAAAGGCUCCUUUGGGUGUGGAAGUGCUAUAUGGAGCCUUCAAAAAGUGGGGCUACCAGACGUUCUUUCAAGAGGACCUUUGUUGGUACGAUAUAUGGGGGACUGCAUUAACAGAUAUAGAGAGGAGAGAAAUGCCUAAAACAAAUUCUGAAUUCAAAGUUAGGUGGAAAGAAUUUCAGAAUAAGAUGACUAAAAAGAUGAUUGACCAUGUUGGUAUCACACAUUUUUCCUGUACUGUGUUGGCCAGAGUUGGGAGGACCAAUCAUUAUGACAAACCUAAAAAAAUAUGUCUGAACGGGCGAUUUUUUGAUUGGUACUUCUUUAACUACAUAACAAGAGUGUACACUGCUCUAGAAAAGAACAGAAAAGCCAAACCGUUGGUAUCGUACAUGCAUUUCAAUACGGGACACGAGAUGACAGGGAAACGGAUGAUCAACAUGGAUACCGGUUUAGCAAAGUUUGUCAUGGAUAUGGCUUCAUUUCCAAACACCUUGACUAUGAUAUUUUCAGACCAUGGUCACAAAACGACUCCAUUCAGUUUCACUGAAGAGGGAAGGAGAGAGUUAUUUGAUCCAGUGUUCUUCAUGAUUGUCCCUAAUGGAGUUAAGGAAAAAAUAGGAUCAGAAAGAAUGGUAGCGUUGGUAACAAACCAAAAGCGCCUCUUUAUGUUGUAUGAUGUUCACAAAGCACUCAUGAGUUUGCAUGAUUCUCAGAAAAAGGACUCGAAAGAUUAUUUAGUUUCUGGAAUAUUUUCAGAGAUUCCGGCAAAUCGCACAUGUGCAGACUUGUACAUGCUCCCCUUAACAAGAUGCAAAUGUGAAGGUUUUGAUGAAGCAAUUCUAGUAAACGACAAUGCGAACGAUCACAUGUGGUUGGCAGAAUUUGCUGUGGGAUACAUGAACAAUGUUAUUCAAAAACAAUACAUGAGUGGAAUUAGUGACUCAAAGAAACAGUAUGGCUACGGAAACUGCCAGCGCUUAGUUGGAAAAUCAUUUAAGAAGGUUGUCAAACGAUUUCGAGGAGAAUACAUCCUGACUUCCAUGGACAUUCACGUGUUCCCUCCAGCCGGAUACACGGAAGAUGAAGUCUUUAAAGUCUCUGUUAAACAGUUUGCAAAACCAAAGCAAGGAGUAUUUUUCCUUAGUUCUAUCCGGCAAACGAUGUACAACAAGUUUGCCUCAUGUGCAGAUAAGUCAGUGGGUAUCAAGCUCUGUGCAUGCGCUAAAGAGGAAGCUGCUGACGCCACGAAGAAAGAAGUGUUGUUUGACAAUGUCGUUCCACGCAAAAUGUUUGGUUCGAACACAAUUGUGAGAGACUUGGAUUCCAACUGUUUGCUAUUCUUGCGACGGAAUUAUGGAACAUUUUCAUUUGCAUUGGAAGUGGCAAAUAUUUGUUCAAAUCGAACUUAUAAAUUUAAACUAACAGGCUCUAUGUAUCAAAGGAUAUUCUCUAAUACUGUCCCUAUCAAGCGGAAAUUAUUCCCAAAGACUAUUUACUUUUUAACCUCUGUGUACAAAUACCUUUCAAAAGUAAACUAUCCUUUAGGAUUGAAAGCAAGUGUGAAGGUUAAGAAGGAUGGAUCAGACGCUUUUACUAAUUUGGGGACCUUCAGUGUUUCAUGACAUUCAGAA
This is a messenger RNA of Pocillopora verrucosa, 2529 nucleotides long. Lineage: Eukaryota; Metazoa; Cnidaria; Anthozoa; Scleractinia; Pocilloporidae. The record is from RefSeq and is a predicted model, not a curated record.